Prunus armeniaca (apricot) is the source of this 525-nucleotide messenger RNA. NCBI's taxonomy places the organism in Eukaryota, Viridiplantae, Streptophyta, Magnoliopsida, Rosales, Rosaceae. The record is from the annotation of a GenBank genome assembly.
AUGGCAGGAACACAUGGGAGGAGCGAGAGCGAGAAAGAGAAGACGAAGAUGAGGGAGAGGCAGAGGAGGGCCAUCACCACCAAAAUCUUCCACGGCCUCCGCAAGCACGGCGGCUACCGUCUCUCCUCCCGCGCCGACAUCAACGAGGUCCUCCGCCAUCUCGCCUCCGAGGCCGGCUGGCUCGUCGAACCUGACGGCACCACCUACCGCCCCCGCUCCCCCAAUGUUUCGAAUUGCUGUUCGGUCUGCGGUGGGGUCCCCAAAGCCAGCGCCACGUCGGCAGCAGCAGCAGCAACGCCGAGCAGUAGCAUGGUGAUGGGCGGCUGUGAGAGUUCGACCACAGCCUCUCCAACUUCAAGCAGACUGCCUGCCUUCAACAAUAACAACACCAGCGGCACCACAGCCACCAACAACAACAGUGUGAGCGUUUACUCGGCUAUGUACGUGUACGAAGGCGGGUUCCACAACCACCAGCUGCAUGAAGCCAGGGCUUCCAACAACACCUCCCCCUCCCACUGCCCUUAG